UCGUAUUGGUUUAAAACUAAAAAUGUUAUAAAUAUUGUAGGAUCCUACUCCUAGCGAUAAUAAACUUUACCUAUGUUCAGACAAAACUCGUUUUGCGCCGACGCUUUUAAAGUGAUCGCCGUCGGAGCCACGAGUCAACAUCGCAAAUAUUGACUGAAACUUUGAAAUGAGUAAACUCUUUUUGAGGUGUUUAUUUCUAAUGGUGUCCAUUGCGUCGGUCCAGGCUGUCCGAAUGCGACACGGCUACGAGGCGCAACCUCGAGUGGUAGAAGGGCGGUCCGCCCGUCACGAUGAAUACCCGUUCGUAGUCAGCAUCAUAGCAAUAAUGAACUUGCCAAUUCUCCCAUUUCAUACACAUUUGCCGGUAUUUCUGAGGGGUUGCACUGGAUCACUGAUCACCAAACAAUUUGUAAUUACAGCGGCGCAUUGCUUGCAAGAAACAAUGCAAUAUGUUCGAUGCGGCAAUAUGUCAGUGGCCCUUAAUGAAACCACAUGCAAAUCUAAAAUCGUGAAGCAAUUUGUUCAUCCAGCAUAUGCAAGAGGAGAUAAUGAUAUAGGUCUGUUACAAAUCGAGCCGUUGAUUGUGCAGUAUUACGGUAAAAUCAAAGCAGUCGAUUACAAGACGCUGCUAGGAAGAGCCGUGCGAUAUGCUGGAUACGGCAUUAUGGACUUUAGGUUUGAUAUGAAUGAUAUAUUGAAACUUCAAAUAAAACCACUUCAAAUUGGCGAAGGGGUUAUUUAUGAUACAAGCAAAAAGGAUGAAUCAUUUUUGUCGACUGAUCCUUUGUUAGUAAUAGCACCGAAGUGUUCCAGAAAACAACAACACCCUUAUUUAGGGGACUCAGGGGGACCUCUGUUUGUCGGGGCCCAAAUCGCUGGCGUGUUAUGCUGCGGUAUCAAUUUACAAAAUAAAAACCAUCGUCCUUUGGUAACUGGUUUCACUCCAGUUAGUCCUUAUUUAGAAUGGAUAACUCGCACUAUUAAUACACAUAGAAGAUAGGAGUAGAUAUCUGUAAAAUACAAAGGACUGGUAAACGUUUUCUUUUUCUACAUUAUCGCAAACUUCGAAAUUCUGCACCGCAGGUCUUGUUUUGCCCGGAGAUUACAUUUGGGAAGAGUAGACUGAAUGGAAACAUGGUUUGGAUCUUGUAUUAUUCAGAGCCACAACCAUCACCAAUAUACAUUGGAAAGUGAACCAUCAUCGCCAGGAUCACGACAAGUGGUACCAGAAUCCUCCUAUUCUCCUUUCGUAGUUCGUUGGAAUCCUCAUGUCUCACAGCGAGCGAUUAGCACAAUUCAUGGAUAGUUCACGUUCAGGUUAUCUUUGAGAAUAAAGAAAAUGGAAAACAGUUUGGACGAAAGGGACUCUCCUUUUGACGCGUAUCAAUAAAACGUAAGGACUAAGUAUUUCAGAUCACAACCAUGACAUUCGUUCAGCGGGGUACGGACGGCAGUCACUCAUUUCUGAAGAAGCAUAUAGUGGAUCGUGUUCCUCGUAUAAUAUAGAAUAAAAAUAAAACGUAAUGAAAAAGGAG
Plodia interpunctella (Indianmeal moth) is the source of this 1535-nucleotide messenger RNA. RefSeq lists its product as uncharacterized. Bases 167 to 1000 code for a protein of 277 amino acids. Lineage: Eukaryota; Metazoa; Arthropoda; Insecta; Lepidoptera; Pyralidae. The record is from RefSeq and is a predicted model, not a curated record. Gene Ontology annotation, molecular function: serine-type endopeptidase activity. The transcript has 3 exons. Gene Ontology annotation, biological process: proteolysis.